AUGCCUGCACUGACCUAUAGGCAGAAAACAGGAGCGGAGCAGGGAGGUUCUUCGCCCUUGAGGCGGAGGUGGUUGGUCCUUCAGGCGGAGGUGCAUCGUCCUUCCGGCGGAGCUGCUUCGUCCUUCGGCGGAGCGUGGCCGUCUGGCAGGAGGUGCAUCGUCCUUCCGGCGGAGGUGCUUGAUCCUUUAGGCGGAGGUGCUCGUCCUUUAGACGGAGGUGCAUCGUCCUUCCGGCGGAGGUGCUUGUCUUUAGGCGGUGCAUCGUCCUUUAGACGAGGUGCUCGUCCUUUCCGCGCGAGGUGCAUCGUCGUUCCGGCGGUGGGUGUUGCUCCUUUAGACGUGAUCGUCCUUCCGGCGGAGGUGCUUGAUCCUUUAGGCGAAGGGCAUCGUCUUCAGGCGGUGGGGCGCGCGCUUCAAGCGUCACGCGGAGAGCGCGCUGCGCAGGGCGGGAGGCGGGCGAGGUCGGCGGGGGCAGUGGCCGUGGCGUCGCGCGCCCGCCUCCGCCCGGCGCUCUGCGCUCCCGCGGCCGCCGCUACGUGCAGCGGGCUCGGGCACGCGCACGCACUCGGCGCCGCCGCCCUCGGCCGCGUCGUGCAGCGGCGUGCUCCCGUCCACGCGCCUGCGCACGCACAAGCAUCUGUGGCGGCGAUGGUGUAA
Molecule: messenger RNA, 657 nt
Organism: Gryllus bimaculatus (two-spotted cricket)
Lineage: Eukaryota; Metazoa; Arthropoda; Insecta; Orthoptera; Gryllidae
Source: the annotation of a GenBank genome assembly